AUGAUGCGACCCAACCGUAGUGAUGAGGAUCUCGACAGCGAUGAUGCUCAACUCGGCGCGUCCGGGUACAAGCGGGAGAUGCCCAGGCAGUUCUCCCUGCUCUCCCUCCUCGCCCUCUCCUACGCCUUGAUCUGCACUUGGAAUGGCUUUGCAAGUGCAAUUGGAGGCGGCUUGAGCCAAGGGUCGUCUUCUGGCACCAUCUUCAUGCUCCUCCCGGCAGCCACCAUGAUCCUUGUUGUGUCCUUGGGCAUGGCCGAGUUGACAUCUGCCUUUCCUGUAGCUGGAGGCCAAUAUUACUGGGCCUUUGUUCUUUCUCCGCCAUCUUGUGCGCCGCUAAUUUCCUACACCACUGCUGCUGUUACUGUGAUUGGCACAUGGCUAGGUGCAGCUAGUACAUCCAACUUCAUCUCGGGAAUGAUACUCUCCAUUGUCCAGUUCAUGUACCCCGAAUAUGUCGUCUACUCCUGGCACAAGUACCUCCUCUACGUGGGCGUCAUCGUUGCAGCCUCGCUCCUCAAUAUUCUUGGGUCUCAGAUUCUGCCCACUUUCAACAGAUGCAUUUGUAAGUUCUCUCCAACAUCAUUUCAUGCAUUCGGCGAGAUACUAAUCUCCGGUAUUGAAGUUGCAUUCUCCUUGGCAACAUAUUUGGUGACCAUGAUCACUAUGCUUGUGUGCUCAUACCCCAACUACAAUUCCGCUAAAUGGGUGUUCACAGACACCACCAUCUCAACCGGGUGGACGAGUCACCCGUACACCUGGACACUUUGUUUCGUGAAUAGCCUUUACGGGUUUCUGGGCACUGACUCCGGGGCUCAUAUGACGGAAGAGAUUCCGAAUCCCUCGGUCAAUGGCCCAAAAGUGAUUAUAUAUCCCGUCCUGAUUGGGCUUAUCACAGUGAUACCUUUCGCAUGCACCUGCAUGUUCGUCAUCAAGGAUAUGGAUGCCAUUUUGGAUGCGCCCAGUGGACUGCCAUUGAUCCAGCUCUAUCAUCAAGCUACUGGUAGCCGGGCCAUCACUUUCGGUUUAAUGAUUGCUUUCACAGUUUGCUUUUUCGCCUGUGCCGUAGCGAUUAUUACAGGAUCUUCUCGAACCCUCUGGUCAGCGGCCCGCGACGACUGUUUCCCACGUUCCGAUCUGUGGAAGCAAAUCAGCCCCAGGUUUGAAAUGCCAAUGAAUGCGGUUCUCUUGCAGGCCUGCUUUUCUAUUCUCUAUGGGCUCGUAUUUGUUCAGUCUGAAAGCGCCUUCGCCUUGAUGGUUAGUGCAUCCAUCAUCUUCUUGGUAUCCUCCUAUGUCAUACCGCAAGCGAUUCUUCUUUUGAUCGAUAGAAACGAACGUCUCCCACGGAGGGAUUUUGACCUGGGUCGGUUUGGAUAUGCCAUCAAUCUUUUUUCGACACUGUCGACUCUGCUUCUUAUUGUUGCUUGCUGCUUGCCGACAGCCUUCCCGAUCACAUAUACCAAUAUGAAUUACAACAGCAUCGUGACUGUUUGUCUACUGCUUUUCAUCUGGUCGGGGUGGAUGUUUUCGCGCAAGGACGUCUUUAAGGGUCCUACUCUUGAUAGGAGUCUGCUGGUAAAAGCGAGAGGAGUUGGAAAUCAUGACACGAGACCUGCCGAUGAACACACGCCUCUGAUGCAAUAA
Clonostachys solani is the source of this 1641-nucleotide messenger RNA. NCBI's taxonomy places the organism in Eukaryota, Fungi, Ascomycota, Sordariomycetes, Hypocreales, Bionectriaceae. The record is from the annotation of a GenBank genome assembly.